AUGAGAUCUACCUACAAGGUUGUGUUCCUAGGAAGCUCAAAUGUGGGUAAGACAACGCUGAUGUCGCAAUAUCUGCACCAGGAGGUCCAGAAGUCGUAUGGGCCCACUAUUGGGCUGGACUUUGUUAGCACGACGAUUAUUGUUGGAGGAUACAAGGUUCGCCUGCAACUGUGGGACACUGCAGGGCAAGAAAGGUUCAACUCAAUCAUUCCAAACUACACAAGAAACUCUUUUCUUGCAAUAAUUGUGUUUGAUGUGAGAGACGAGUCGUCUUUUGAAAAGAUAGAUCAUUGGAUAAAUACGCUUGUGAAGACAAACGAUGAGGCAGGAAGUAAAAUCAAAGUCUUGAUAGUGGGAAACAAAAAAGAUUUAGCAGACGAGGCAACAUUGGAGCGAUAUAGAGAAAUUGGAGGCAAGAAAGCAAGAAAAUACGACGGGGAAUAUGUAUCUACCUCUGCAAUGAAGCACGAAGGGAUUGAAGAUCUUGUGAAUGCGAUCGACAGGCUUAUUGAAGAGGAUUUGAAGAGUCCUGAAGAGGAAGCAAUUUAUUCUGAGUCUGUACGGUUUUCGAGAUUGAGAAGAGGGUGUUGCUAG
Messenger RNA from Ordospora pajunii, 594 nucleotides. Its product is annotated as ras GTPase. Bases 1 to 594 code for a protein of 197 amino acids. The record is from RefSeq and is a predicted model, not a curated record. The transcript has a single exon. NCBI's taxonomy places the organism in Eukaryota, Fungi, Microsporidia, Ordosporidae. Gene Ontology annotation, biological process: vesicle-mediated transport. Gene Ontology annotation, molecular function: GTP binding; GTPase activity.